AUGGCAGCACCUUCCCAACAAGUUCCCAAGUCCGUCUUGAUUCUGGGCUCUGGUGUCUUUGGUCUCAGCACCGCAUACAGCUUGACGCAAAACCCUGACUUCGCCAAUACAUCAAUCACCCUUGUCGACCGUAGUGCUUUCCCAGCACCCGAUGGUGCAAGCAUAGACAGCAGUCGCAUUGUCCGACCCGACUAUGCGGACCUUCCUUACGCCCGUCUCGCUAUCGAAGCCCAAGCACGCUGGAGAAACGAGUGGUGGGGACAGCAAGAUGUUUACCACGAGCCCGGCCUAGCAGUCGUGGUCAACAAAGACGAAUCCGACAAUGGCAACGGCGACCUGGGAAGAAAAUACAUGAGAGACAGUAUGGCCAACGUCGAGCGUUGCGGUCUCAAGCCAGGAAAGAAGAGCGAGGGAGACCACACGAAUGCCGCGCAGGAAACUGCUAUUGCCGCUGCUGCUGCGACGGGCAAAGGUGGCUCCUCACCAGGCGACUUUGGUUACGUGAACUGGAGGUCUGGGUGGGCAGAUGCUGAAAAGGGUAUGCGUGUGCUGCGUGCGAAAGUUGAGGAGACAAACCGCGUCCACUUCCUGCAUGCCUCUGUCUCUCGUUUACAAUUCAGCAAUGAUGCUGUCACCGGUUGCGAGACAGAUGAUGGAAGAGUCUUGACAGCAGAUCUCGUCGUCUUGGCCACCGGAGCCUGGACACCAGCCUUACUGGACCUUCGCGGCCGCUGCAGUGCAACAGGCCAAAUCCUUUCAUACAUCAAGAUCAGCGACGCCGAGCAAAAAGCUCUUGGUGGAAGACCAACACUUCUUAACGAGAGCAGUGGCCUCUUUAUCAUCCCACCCGUCAACAACGUUCUCAAGAUCGCCCGCCACGGCUACGGCUACUGCAACCCCGUCAGCAUCCCCCACCCUGAAGACCCCUCCGCAGGAAACAUUACCGUUUCCCUCCCGCGCACACACAUUUCUCAUCCUGGCCUCGAAAUCCCCGAAGAAGGCAAGAAGGCGCUUCGCUCUUUCCUCGCCGCAGUAUACCCUUCGCUCGCUACUCGCCCAUUCAUCUCCACACGUAUCUGUUGGUACACAGAUACACCUCGCGGCGACUGGCUUCUCUCCUACCAUCCCAAGUACAAGAACCUUUUCGUAGCCACCGGUGGCAGUGGUCACGCUUACAAGUUCCUGCCAGUUAUUGGCGACAAGAUUAUAGAUUGCCUGAUGGGUAACCCACCAGCAGAAUUCAAGGACAAGUGGGCAUGGCCUGAACGUGAUCUUGAAGAUCAGGUCUGGACCAAGGAUUGGCGAGGCGGUAUCAAGGGUAUGGUGUUGGAAGAUGAGUUGAAGAAGGGCGAGAACAAGGCGAGGUUGUAG
Molecule: messenger RNA, 1371 nt
Organism: Aureobasidium melanogenum CBS 110374
Lineage: Eukaryota; Fungi; Ascomycota; Dothideomycetes; Dothideales; Saccotheciaceae
Product: FAD dependent oxidoreductase
Exons: 2
Coding region: 1-1371 (456 amino acids)
Molecular function (GO): proline dehydrogenase activity; sarcosine oxidase activity; L-pipecolate oxidase activity
Source: RefSeq, a predicted model, not a curated record